UUGCAAACAUGUUUGCACUAUUUUGAAUGAAUUCGAAUGAAAAUCUUGCACAUAUCGUCCAGACGAUUUCCACGAAUUAGUUACGGAUUCGCGUAAAUAAAUGGAAAAAAUUGGCACCCGAUUUCAAAAUUUCGGGAACACACGACAAUGAAACUAAAGACGGCGCUGGCUGCGUUGUCACGUGACCAAGUGCGUUGCGGACUAACAAGAUUGUACAUACACAACAAACAGAUGAACCGUGCGAAGGGGAACCGGUCGAAGGACCACACGAACAGUGUCAGUUCGACGGACGACACGCUCAAGGAAAAAGUCAAGACGCUGAUCGAGCUCAGUCGCAAGACCGAAGAUGAGGUCUGUUUGGCGUUGCACGAGUGCGACUAUGAUCUAAAUCGUGCGGGCGACAUGCUGUUGGAGGAGCAGGCUGUGGGAGAGUGGCAUGUGAAGAAGAAAAAACAGAGGCAGCCCCAAACCACGGCGACCGCCAACAACAACAAUAACAACAACAAAGACGGUCAGAAGGAGGAGGGCGGCGGCGACGAUUGGGGCGAAACCGUGACGGUGGAGCGCAGCAAAAAGAGCGGCGGUGACCAGCAGCACAGACGAGGCAGGGGUUGGAGAGGAAGGGACGACGGGAACAGGGGAGAGCGCGGGGACGAAGGUGGACGGGACGGACGAGACGGACGAGAGAGACGGGGCAGAGGUGGAACGGGUUCGGGUCGCGGUGGCGGCCGGGGCGGCGGCAGAGGCGGUGGUCGCGCCGGAGGCAGGUAUCCGCCGAGGAGCGGACGCGCACCGCAUUCCGGCGGAGGCGGCACCUUUUCUAAGCCCAUCGACACGUGGGACAGCUCCACGGCGACCGUCAACCACAACAACGUCGAGGAAAACUGGGACGAUUUCCCCGUUUCGGACGAGUGGCAGACGGAGGAGUACACGGGCAGUCUGACUGAAACGAAGGUGUUCACGCCCAGCGCUCAAAUUGCGGCGCAAGAGGCUCAUGCCGUGGCAGUGGCGGCAGCGGCGGUGGCGGCGGCGGCGGCAGGAACGCACGAAGAUCUCGCACAGCAGCAGGAAGCCGUGUUAGGGUCGCCCCCGCCUCCGGUCCGCAUCGGUGGAGGUACACUGAACCAGGCCCAAACUCAAUACCUGAACCAGCUGACGCAGCAGAACAGCGAUUCGCUUAACAAACAGUACCAGCAACAACAGCAACAAUCCAAUCAAUCUCAACAGCAGAGUCAGCAGCAAAGUAGCGUCGUUCAGCAGCAGCAGCAGCAGCAGCAGCAGCAGCAGCAACAGCAACAGCAACAACAAACGUACUCGCAAACGGCGGUGGGAAACAGCUAUCAGAGUUACGCGAACAGUUACGAAACUGUGACGGCACAACAGACGCAAACCAGGACGAAAACUCGGGCUAGAGUUCCGCCACCUUCAAAAAUUCCGUCUAGCGCUGUGGAAAUGCCGGACGAUCUGAACACCUCGAUCGGGUAUUUGGACGUGCAGUUCGGCGCGAUGGACUUCAUGGACAGUGCAGGUUACGACGACUCGAAGUACGUCGGAGGCGCGACGGCGACCGCUGCGGAGACGACGACUACCAGUCGAACGACGGCGUCGCCGAAUCACCAGGACGAUUACAAGAGCCAGGGCACGAUCGGAUCGGCGUUGCAACAGGCCCUCACCACCGACAACAUUCCAAAUCAACAAUCCGUGCAGAAUUCCUCGUCGUCGACGACAACAUCAUCGUCAACGAACAACGUGACAAACAGCGAACAACAACAGCAGCAGCAGCAGCAUUUGUCACCGGGCGGCUACGGCUCGCGGCAACAGUCGAAUCUCGAUCUGAACCAAAAAUCCGACGUGCAUCCCUACAGCAGUCAAUCGACCGGAUAUCAAAGCUACAACCAAAAGGGGAACGCUUACAAUUCCGGUUAUUCGAACGCGCAGACGACGUCCAGUUCGUACGCCUCGUCGACGAAUCAGCAACAGCAGCAGCAGCAGCAGCAGCAGCAACAACAGUCGAACUAUUCGAGCUCGAAUCAGGGUUACGGAACGACGACGACUUACCCGAACAGCAGUUACUCCUCGACGACGAACUACCAGAGCAACAGCGCGUCCUUCCCCGCGAUCACGCAAGCGAACGCCUACCAAAGUCAGAGCUACGGACAGAGCUAUGCGAACGCAGGUCUCUCGAACAGUUCCAAUUACGUGCAACCGUCGACGAACCAGUACCAAAACAGCAAUUACAGUUCGACGUCGAGCGGCGGCAACGCCAACAACGGUGGCGGUUCCUCGUCCACCGGAAAACUGAAGGACAACUACGAAUCGUCCGCGUCGUCCACGUCGCAAACCGCCACCAGCAGCAACGUUGCGACGUCGACGUGUUCGAAUCAAGCGGCCGUCUCCACCAACAAGACCACCACCACCACUCUGGCGACCAAGAACUCGUCCGGCGGCGUCGUCUCGAACAUUCCUCCAGGAGUCGCGCCCGUAAUGAGCACGCCCUACAUCUUGGGACAGGUUCCCUACUUCCAGCAGCCCGUCUAUUCCUUCGAGGACAUGCAACUGUUGCAACAACGUUUGCCGCACAUGACCCAGCCCUACUAUGACAUGAGUUACCAGACAAGCACGCAGACGACGUCGCUCGGAAGGGAAGCUGCGGCGGCGGCGGCGGCGGCCACGCUGGGCGGCUACUCGGACGGCCGCUACCAGCAGCGGGGUGACAGCAACCAGUCGCCGGUGCAGACGGUCGGCGGCGGAGGCCAGACGGGGGGACAGGGCAGCGGCAGCGGCCAACCGAUUCUCGCGGGGACGGCGGCACCCUAUUUCUUCGCUCCCACCGCUUUCAACGCCAUGCCCAACUACCAGUUCGGAACGAUGUACACGCAAUUGCCCGCCGCGACGAACGCCCACGCUACCCCGACCACGUCGCAGUACGCUAAACCGGCGGGUUACGGUUCCGGCUACAGCACGGCUGCAGCAGCGGCAGCGGCGGCGGCGGCCGCCGCGGCCGCCGCAUACGACGCUCUGGGCCAACCUCCGCAGCAACAGCAGCAGCAGGAAUACGGCAAAGGCGGAUACGGAAGCGGCAGCGGAGGACAGAAGAGCGGCGGAGGAAGCGGCGCCAGCGGGGACCUGUCGAUGUACGGCAAGACCCACGGCGCUCUCGGAAAAGUCAACUCGUACGACAAACAGGGAUUCCACUCGGGAACGCCGCCGCCGUUCGCGGCCGCCGCCCAGGGCGUCUACAUACCGACGAUGGCGGCCGUUCACCAUCACCACCAUCAGCAACAACAGCAACAACACAGCAUGCAGGAUCCGAGCGGCGGCGUGGGUCAGCGGUCGUCGAGCGGCGGCGUAGGCCAACAGCAGCAACAACAGCAGCAGCAAAAGGGCGGCGGCACCAAGCAGCCCUAUCAAAACUCGUACUGGAACCAGGCGUAAACGGACACGCGUCGACGAGGUGGACGGGGGUCGGCGGAUCAGGGUGGACGUCGGUCGUCGGUCGUUGCCGAUUGGUCAGACGGUGCGUUAAGUGCCGCGGGUCGGCGUGACGCCACGACCGUUUCGCCUUGUCGCACGUCUCUCUCUCCCACACUCUUCUCCUCCUUUCCCAUUGUUCUUGUUUUGAUUUCUUGAUUUAUUGAGUUUUUAAGUUAGGUUUCGCUCUCGGUUUCUCAACGUGUUUUCGUUUCGUUUCGUUUCGUUUCGUCUCGUGCUGGAAAAAAUUCAAAAUAACUAACGAGAGAGAUUGUAACUAUGUUAUAAUUAUUAUAAUAAAUGAUGAUGAUGAUGAUAAAAUGAUGAUUAUGAUGUAUAAUGAUGGAUAAUAAAUAAAAUUGUGCGAGGAACGAAAAAUUA
Aethina tumida (small hive beetle) is the source of this 3852-nucleotide messenger RNA. RefSeq names its product protein lingerer. The record is from RefSeq and is a predicted model, not a curated record. NCBI's taxonomy places the organism in Eukaryota, Metazoa, Arthropoda, Insecta, Coleoptera, Nitidulidae. The transcript is spliced from 12 exons. Bases 148 to 3435 code for a protein of 1095 amino acids. Gene Ontology annotation, cellular component: nucleus; cytoplasm. Gene Ontology annotation, molecular function: protein binding.